AUGGCUGGACGAGUACGUAUUGUGUUCGAAGAAGGAGGAGCUGUGAAUCGGUUCGUGUGCAAUUCAAAAAUGAACUCUAUCCACGAAUUCACAGCAGAUUUGCUGUCAGGAGACGCUGUCAAGCUGGAUAACUAUGCUGGAAAGGCAGUUCUGAUCGUGAACACAGCUAGCACGACCACGCGGGACUUCACCCAACUCAACGAGUUGGUCGAGAGGUUCCCGCGUGACAAAUUCGCCGUCCUCGGGUUCCCAAGCAACCAGUUUGGGAAGCAGGAGAACACUAGGAACGAAGAAAUUCUCAAUUCCUUGAAAUACGUUCGUCCUGGGAACGGAUACGAGCCGAACUUCGACAUGUUUGCCAAGAUUGAAGUGAACGGAGCCAACUGUCAUCCGUUAUUUGACUUCUUGCGCCGAUCUUUGCCAACUCCAAGCGAUGACUCGUACUCGUUAAUGUCCAAUCCGCAAUUCAUUGUUUGGUCUCCGGUGUCUCGUACCGACAUUUCCUGGAAUUUCGAGAAAUUUCUCGUUGAUCAUGAAGGCCGUCCGAUCAAAAGAUAUUCGAAGGAAUUCGAAAGCAAAGAUAUCGCCGACGACAUCGAAGAACUCAUCAACAAGAUCUAAAGUCUGAAGGGAGAUCGAGAGUUAACACUAUUCCUAGUGGAAUGAUUUGAAAUGAAAAUCCUCCCCAAUGAUUUGAUUCGAUCGAUUGAUUGGAAUACGUUGACAGUGCUGAGUUCAGAGUUGAUUAUGUGACGGUCCAUGUCUCGAAAAGCGAAUAAUUUCGUCGAACUGGACCCGAUGGUACAAUUGAUUGUCAACCUGAAUCAAUAUUUGUCACUGAUGUUCCGUUCAAAUGACGGACCAAGUCUUUCUGGAAGACUUUCCUUUUUGUGCUUUCUGGACUCU
This is a messenger RNA of Notodromas monacha, 906 nucleotides long. The record is from the annotation of a GenBank genome assembly. NCBI's taxonomy places the organism in Eukaryota, Metazoa, Arthropoda, Ostracoda, Podocopida, Cyprididae.